CAUCGUGUAACCCUGAAGAGUACAAAAACGAAGUCUCCUGCUGUUGCCAAUAUACGUCAUUUAUUUCAGUUUGAUAUUUCAUAUUCACCAUGUCUUUGCAAUCCGAUGUCGUUGUAAAUGCUUCCAAGUUCGAUCGAUCAACUAUCGACCAAGCAACAAAUGAUUUCAAUGCUAAGCUAAUUCAAAUAUGGAAAGAUGGACCUCGCUGGUACGAGGUUGGCGCAGCAGAAUACAGAAAGUUGAGAUGGGAAGGCAAGACACCAUUGAUGAAGCCCGUCGUACUCCCAGAGGGUAUCAAUGGUACAUUCCCGUCACGAGACCCGGGGCGUGAGAUUACAUAUCGAGUGUUCAAACCAUCCAGUGGCGUGUCAAAGGGAAUACAUUUGCACAUCCACGGCGGCGGAUGGGUGCUCCAGUCGGAACAUUAUCAAGACCCUUACCUGAAGUAUCUGGCGGACCAUCUUGAACUUACUGUAUUUUCAGUGGGUUACAGAUUGGCUCCAGAGGAUCCAUGGCCUGCCUGUGCACACGAUUGUUACGAUGCCGCGGAGUGGCUCAUCAAGAAUGGACCUGAGAAAUUCGGAGGCGAGCUUAUGUUCACUGGAGGAGAGUCUGCCGGUGGUCAUCUCGCAUGUCUUGUCGCACUGCACCUCCUCGAAAAGGUCCCCAGCUUCGCCUUCAAGGGACUUCUUCUCAAUUUCGGCUGCUUUGAUCUCUCUGGUUUCCUACCACAUGUGACACACCACGAGCUCGCACUUGUCAUCGACCUUGACAUUAUGACGAAGUACAUUGAAGUUCUUCUGCCCAAUACCACCAUGGAACAGCGUCGAGACCCGAGUAUCUCGCCAUUUUUCGCGGACUUGCGUGGAAAGAAGCUACCACCUGCGCUGUUUACAUGCGGUAGCGAGGAUCCUCUGUUGGAUGACAGUGUGCUGAUGGGUGCUAAAUGGGCGGCGUGGGGCAACGAGGCUAUUGUUAAGAUAUACAAUGGUGCGCCUCAUGGAUUUAUUCAGUUUACACCUGGCCUCAUCCCCGCGAUUCAGGAGGGUUUGGAUGAUACUGAGGCCUUUGUUAAGGCUAAGUUGGCAGCGUAAAUAGUCAAGUAAUGUUGGAGGAUGUUCACUCAUAAUGCAGAAUGGAUAGCUUUCUUCAAUAAGCAAUAGUUAU
Messenger RNA from Aaosphaeria arxii CBS 175.79, 1167 nucleotides. Its product is annotated as alpha/beta-hydrolase. Gene Ontology annotation, cellular component: cytosol. The transcript is spliced from 4 exons. Gene Ontology annotation, biological process: triglyceride catabolic process. NCBI's taxonomy places the organism in Eukaryota, Fungi, Ascomycota, Dothideomycetes, Pleosporales. Gene Ontology annotation, molecular function: triacylglycerol lipase activity; sterol ester esterase activity. Bases 90 to 1094 code for a protein of 334 amino acids. The record is from RefSeq and is a predicted model, not a curated record.